CAGAGGAGCGCGGACAAAGCCACUUGUCCCAUGAAGGAUGGAAACCCAUUCGGUCCCUUCUGGAAUCAGUUCAAAGUGGAUUUCGAUAAGUCUGAGCUCUUCAAGGGAAUUUCCUUCAGUCCUGCGUACAAGGACCACUGGAUCCAAAGGUUUCCCCCCUCUGAGCACCCUGUACUCGCCCUGCCUGGAGCUCCAGCCCAGUUCCCAGUCUUAGAGGAGCACCGGCCACUCCACAAGUAUAUGGUGUGGUCCGAUCAGAUGGUGAAGAAAGGAGACUCCUACAUUCAAGCUCUGCUGGUCCGGCCCUACGUGGGAAUUCACCUGCGGAUCGGCUCGGACUGGAAAAAUGCCUGCAAUAUGCUGAAGGAUGGGACGGCCGGGCCACACUUCAUGGCUUCCCCACAGUGUGUGGGCUACGAGCGGAGCACUGCAGCCCCUCUCACCAUGGACAUGUGCCUGCCUGACCUGGUGGAGAUCAAGCGCGCGCUCAAGCUCUGGGUGGAGAAGACAGAAGCUAAAUCUGUUUAUAUCGCUACUGAUUCAGAGCCCUACAAAACAGAAAUAGAGCAGUUCUUCCAGGGAAGGGUCAAGGUUGUGAGCUUGCAGCCGGAGGUGCCUCAGGUUGACUUGUACAUUCUUGGCCAGUCCGAUCACUUUAUUGGGAACUGCGUCUCCUCCUUCACAGCCUUUGUGAAAAGGGAGCGUGAUGUGCACGGAAAACCCUCCUCGUUCUUUGGCAUGGAUCACCCACCGAGGUUACGGGAUGAGUUCUGA
Nestor notabilis (Kea) is the source of this 774-nucleotide messenger RNA. RefSeq names its product protein O-fucosyltransferase 1 (gene POFUT1). Gene Ontology annotation, molecular function: peptide-O-fucosyltransferase activity. The record is from RefSeq and is a predicted model, not a curated record. Gene Ontology annotation, cellular component: endoplasmic reticulum. The transcript is spliced from 5 exons. The annotation marks the transcript as partial. Gene Ontology annotation, biological process: regulation of Notch signaling pathway; protein O-linked glycosylation via fucose; Notch signaling pathway. Lineage: Eukaryota; Metazoa; Chordata; Aves; Psittaciformes; Psittacidae.